Molecule: messenger RNA, 1365 nt
Organism: Striga hermonthica
Lineage: Eukaryota; Viridiplantae; Streptophyta; Magnoliopsida; Lamiales; Orobanchaceae
Source: the annotation of a GenBank genome assembly
AUGAAAUGCAUUGAUGAUAGGAAAAACGGUGCUUUUUUUGUGGAUGGACCUGGGGGAACAGGUAAAUCCUUUCUUUACCGGGCCUUGCUUGCAGUUGUCCGGUCAAAAGGUUGUAUAGGCCUGGCCACCGCAACAUCUGGUAUUGCUGCGUCCAUAUUACCCGGCGGUAGGACGGCGCAUUCAAGGUUUAAAAUCCCUAUUGAUUUGUCGAAUGUCAAGUCUUGCAGUAUUAGUAAACAGAGUAGUUUAGGGUCCUUAAUUCGGGAGAGUGUGCUAAUUGUUUGGGAUGAAGCACCGAUGGCUAAAAGGGAUGCCAUAGAGGCGCUUGAUCUUGCGCUUAAAGACGUCUGUGGAUGUUCUGAAAUUUUUGGCGGUAAGGUCAUAGUAUUUGGAGGCGAUUUUAGGCAAGUGCUUCUAGUGGUCCGUAGGGGCAGUAGGAAAGAAACUGUUGAUGCUUGUCUAACUAGCUCAUACUUAUGGCCUUUACUUAAAAAACUGAAGCUUACAGAAAAUAUGAGGGCGCGUUUGGACCCUUUGUUUACUCAGACACUUCUAAAAAUAGGCAAUGGGCAGGAAAAGACGUUUGAAGAUGAUCUUAUAAAGAUCCCUGCUCCUCUAGCAAUUAAUGACCCUAUGGCUGAGGAGUCGUUGGAUGAACUCAUAAAAGUCAUAUAUCCAGAUCUAGCAAGCUUAACAGAGGUGAGUCGGUCCAUAAAUCGAGCCAUUUUAACGUCAAAGAAUUGUUUUGUUGAUGAGGUAAACACGAAGCUUAUUAAUGAGUUUCCAGGAAAUUUAGUGGAAUACUUGAGUUUUGAUAGAGUUGAAAAUCCAUCUCAUGAGGCUGAAUAUGGCGACCUCAUCAAUUCGCUUACACCGAGUGGUUUACCAGAGCAUAGGCUCAGCCUAAAGGAAAAUGCACCGGUUAUACUGCUACGCAACCUAGACCCUACCGAAGGACUAUGUAAUGGCACAAGACUUAUUUGUAAAAAACUAGAUAAAAAUGUCAUUCAUGCAGAAAUUGCAGUUGGUGAGUUCUGCGGCAAAAGUGUUUUCAUACACAGAAUACCAUUUGAGCCUCCAACCGAUGAGCAAUAUCCCGUUCCUUACACACGCACACAGUUCCCCCUACGUCUGUGUUUCGCAAUGACAAUAAACAAGGCACAAGGACAGACAUUAGACUCCGUCGGCGUAUAUUUGAGAGAACCAGUUUUCUCGCAUGGGCAACUUUAUGUUGCAAUGUCACGCGCUAAAACUUCUGCAUCUGUAAAGCUUCUGAUAAAGCCGCCUUUCUACAAUGAACAUCGGCUGAAUUACACAAGAAAUAUUGUUUACACAGAAGUUUUGCAGGCAGCUGAAAUUGUUUAA